Messenger RNA from Ipomoea triloba (trilobed morning glory), 4620 nucleotides. RefSeq names its product heterogeneous nuclear ribonucleoprotein Q-like. Lineage: Eukaryota; Viridiplantae; Streptophyta; Magnoliopsida; Solanales; Convolvulaceae. The coding region runs from base 203 to 2524 and encodes 773 amino acids. Gene Ontology annotation, molecular function: mRNA binding. The transcript has 12 exons. Gene Ontology annotation, cellular component: nucleus. The record is from RefSeq and is a predicted model, not a curated record.
AUCUAGGGUUUCCAACUUUUUCCUUAUUAGCGCGCCGGAGCUUCGUCCCAAUUUCUUCAUUCGACUAAGUCUUGUGUGUAUAUACACACCUCUACUUCACCUAAGAUCUUCAGAAUUCCGUUUUCGCGAUUCAGUUUUUUUUUUUUUUUUUGUAUUGGGGUUUCGGUUUCCUGCAAUCUCGAAUUUUCUCUGAAGAACAGCUAUGCCUCCGAAAAGGAAGACGUCAGGUGGGCCGGGUACGAAGAGAGGGGGUCGUGUCACGCGGGCCGCGUCCAAAGUUCAGCCCCAGCCCCCCGAUGAAGCGUUGAAGGUGGAGCAGGUGAAAGAGGAGGCGGAGGAGGUCAAGGCUCCCGUUGCUGAGCAGAAGUCGUCGCCUGCUAGGGUUAAAGAGGAGCCGGAUUCGAGACGUGUGGAGAGCGGAUCUCUUGCUUAUAAGAAAGAAUAUGAACAGAAAGAGUCUGUUGAUGAAUAUGAAAAAGGUGAAAGAUUAGAUUUGGAGGAUAAUGAUCCUGAAUAUGAAACCGAAGAGUAUGGUGGCCCUGAUUAUGAUGAUAGGGGAAUUGAACAUGAGGAUGUGCAGGAAGAGGGAGAAGAAAUAGAAGAACAUGAGGAGGAAUAUAUUGGUGAUGAGGGAGAGGGUGAUAUGGUUGAGGAGGAGGUUGAAGAUGCCAAUGAGGACCUUGAGGGUGAGGAUGAUGAUGAGCAAGUUGGCGAGGGGCAUGGUCAGAUGGUUGAUGAAGCUGAGGAGGACGAGCAUCAUGAAGUUGUUAAAGAAAGACGCAAGCGCAAGGAGUUUGAAAUUUUUAUUGGUGGCUUGGACAAGGAUGCUACAGAGGAUGAUCUUAGGAAAGUCUUCAGUCAAGUUGGCGAUGUUACUGAAGUGAGGCUUAUGAUGAACCCUCAGACCAAGAAGAAUAAGGGAUUUGCUUUUCUAAGAUUUGCAACAGUUGAACAAGCUAAGCUAGCUUGUACAGAACUCAAAAAUCCUGUGGUUAAUGGAAAACAGUGCGGUGUUACUCCAAGUCAAGACAGUGAUACUCUCUUUUUGGGCAACAUAUGCAAGACAUGGACUGAGGAAGCUUUGAAGGAGAAGUUGAAGCACUAUGGUGUUGAUAAUAUUUAUGAUUUGACACUAGUUGAAGACACCAAUAAUGUGGGAAUGAACCGCGGCUUUGCAUUCUUGGAAUUCUCCUCUCGUUCAGAUGCUAUGGAUGCUUUUAAGCGUCUCCAGAAGAGAGAUGUUGUUUUUGGAGUUGACAGGCCUGCCAAGGUUUCGUUUGCAGAUUCAUUCAUUGACCCAGGUGAUGAAAUCAUGGCGCAGGUCAAAACAGUCUUUAUAGAUGGUCUUUCAGCCUAUUGGGAUGAGGCUCGUAUUAAUGAAUUACUAAAAAAAUAUGGGAAGAUUGAAAAAAUUGAGCUUGCUCGGAACAUGCCAUCCGCCAAGAGAAAGGAUUUUGGAUUUGUCACAUUUGAUUCACAUGAUGCUGCAGUCUCCUGUGCCAAAUGCAUUAAUAAUGCAAUGCUAGGCGAUGGGGAUAUUAAGGUUAAAGUUAGGGCUAGAUUAUCAAGACCCCUUUCAAGGGGCAGGGGAAAAUAUGGUUCACGAGGAGAUGUGAGACCCGGUCGUGGGCCAGUACGAGUUCCCAGGGCCCCAUGGGGUCGUUCAGUGUCACAUAAUCUCUCCGUACGUGGAACAAGAGUUGGUACACGUGUGCCACCUUUGGUUGAUCGCAAUUUUAAACGGCCUGCUGGUUAUAGAGAUAGAAGGCCAGUCAUUGCUGCACCACCUAGGGCCAGACCUGUGGCUCCUGUGCCUAGCAGGUCAUAUGAGAGGAGGCCACCUGCUCCUGCAUAUUCAAGAAAUAGUUCGAAGAGGGAUUAUGGAAGCAGAGCGGCUAUAGACUAUGCUCCCAGAGUGCCUUCUGACAGACGAACAUCCUAUAGAGAUGAGUAUUCUUCCCAUGGAUCUGGGUAUCCUGAUUUUCCUGGAGGAACAUCUAGGACUGCAGUAAGAAGAGCUUAUGUUGAUGAUGGCUAUGAGCAGAGGUUUGAAAGACCCCCUCCAGUGUACCGUGAAAGCCGUGCUCGUGAAUAUGACUCUAUAUCUGGCUCAAAACGUGCAUACACUGCACUGGAUGAUGUUCCUCAAUAUGUUGAGGCAGGAGUUCGCCGUUCUCGUGCACGCUUGGACUAUGACUUUGGAGGACGAAGUGCUUCUCAGUAUGGGGAUGCCUAUGGUGACAGCAGACCCGGGAGGCCUAAUCUUGGAUAUAGUAGCAGCAGCAGAAGUUCUAUGGCUAGUCAAGAUUCUCAUGGCCUUUAUAGUAGUCGCCAGGGUAUGGGUUAUGACAGAGGCUCCUAUGGUGGUAGUGAUGUUGGUGGAGUGUACACUUCAGGCUAUAGUGGUGAUUACAUAUCUCAUGGCAGUGAUAUGGGAGGCAGUUCUUAUUCAUCGAUUUAUUCGAAUCGUGACCUGGGUGGUGGUGGCUAUAUGAGGAGUGGUGGUUCUAGAUCUUAUUAUUGAGGUUUCCAGCUUCGCAGCCGGAAUAAUCAUUGUUGUUGUUGUUGUAGCUGCUGUUGAUGAUGAUGAUGAUGCUUGUGUAGGCUGUGAUGAUAAACGGAUUUUUGUUCAGUUCACCGGGUGGGGAAUGAUCCGCCCCGUAUCUUGGCGGGGCGACCGGUAGGUCUGCAGCCAUGGCGGUGCGGCUUCUCCCUCGCCCUAUUUCACAGAUCUGAGCCUCGUUUUUGUUGACAACUAAACCCUAAAUCCCUAAAUCCUAAACCUUACUUUGAAUUGUACGAGAAAGGUAUAAUCAAAGUACACUGUGUGGUCUUGUGUUGCUCGGAUCUCUUUAAUCGGAUCGUGUUUCAGUUUCCUGUUAAACUGAACCGGAAAAUUAAGAUCUCAAAACUCAAGAAUGAGGGUAUAGAGAGAUUUCUGGGUUUCUAUGGGUGGUUGACCCUCUCUAUUACUCAAUGAUUUCCUCCCAUUUUCUGCUCGUUCAACAGCCCAAACAACAAGAAAUGAAUAAAUAAAUAAAUAAAUACAUUUAUUUCAUGCAUUCAUAUAUAAUCCAUCUUUUUCCUGUUAAUUAUUACGGAGUAUAUUUUACUGAAAAUAAGCUGCAGUGCAGAUGAAAUGUUGUUGGUUAUCAUGUUUCUAUUGGCUGUGAUGAUAAUGUGUUUGAGUUUAUUGGGUAAGGAAGAACGAAGCCGUAUCUUGGUGGGGCAACCAUUGGUUUGCAGCCAUGGCGGUGUUGUUUCCUUGCUUGAUCACAUUUUGUUUCUGAGCCAUUGCUUGAUUGUGCUGUAUUUCUGGGCUGUUGUCUGAUCUGUUUGGUAUUUAGAAUUCUUAAGGUUAUAUACUUGUAUGCACCACUGGUGGUAACUCUCACCUUACAACCAUUGGUUUGCAGUGAUGUCAGUAUCUUUCCCUUGCUUGAUCUCAUUUUAUUUGAGCCUUGCUUGCUUGUGUUGUAUUUCUGAGCUGUUGUCUGUGUUUUUCUGGUAUUUAAAAUCUUCGGGGUUUUAUACUUGUAUCCACCAUUGGUGGGGCAGCCAUGGCAGUAUCUUUUCCUUGCUUGACCAUGUUGUAUUUCUGAGCUAUUGUCUGUAACUCUUUAUCUGUCUGGUAUUUAGAACCCUCUGGGUUAUAUACUGUAUAGCAACACUUGGCUGAAAUGUGCGGUUUAUGUGACUUAAAUUCUUCAACUAAGCUUGUUAAUCUUUUCUCUAUGAUUCAAUUUGUUGAUUAGCUGCAGAUUUAGACAUGGUUGAGCUGUGAUGUCUCAUUAGUCAUCACUCUCAUUGUCAAAAAUCACAGUUUUCAAACUAAUGUGCGGGGUAUGUUGAUUAGUUUGAAAAGUUUCUUGAAUCCACUCAAAAACCAACAGUACAGCCCAUGCUCAUAGCUUUUGAGGAUGGUUAUGGAUUCUUUCCACUUCAUUGCUAUGAAUGUUUGCAGUCUAUUAUUUCACCAUUGUUGUCCACUUGUCUUCGUUAUCCAUGCAUUCUGUCAAAUUUGAAGUGAUGGUUCUGCUUAAAGCUUAAAGCUUAAAGCCUCGGUUCUUCAAGUCAUGCAAUGGUGACAUAUAAAUGUCUUUUUCAAACAUUUUGCCCAUAAUACCCAAUAUUACCCCACAGUGAGAUUAAUCUAGAUUUGACUCAAGGUAUGCCACAAAAGUUUGAUUCUCUUGUUAAAGGAAGGCUUAGUCCAUAGCUUUCUUUAACAUGGUGGUUGAUCUUCGGACCUAAAAUUACAUUAGUACCCUACAUACUAACAGUAACUUGUAAUUAGAUUGCAGUCCUAAAGAUUUGACAGAAUAUCUUUGAGGAAGUAUGCCAUGUUCUUUUUGUUCCUGGUAUGUGCAAUGAAUACCCAGGGGAGCAUUCAAGAGAAUACAGAGAUGACCAACACUCCAACACUUGAGAGAGCUUCACCCCUUGCUCACCUUCGGUAGUGGAUGUGAGCUUUCCGUAAAUCAAGGGGAUGAGCUUCAACACAAUAUAGAGAUGGGUGUUGGAUUUUAAUCACUACCUGUUUAUUUUAUGUACUGUACUUGUUUGAUAAACUAACACUCUUGAACCAAGUGUAAAUGUUUUAUAUAAAAUUUUAUUAUA